AGAUUUAAACAAAGAUGAAAGAGCAUGGAGGUUGAACAUAUAUGAAUUUUUCCAGUGUGAUUACGUGGCGGGCACUAAAUCUCAUUUAGGAAUCCAUUCUCGAAAACACAGAAAAGAUACUCGGACUCCAGCCAUGUGUGAUCAAUGCCACCAUAUCGCAUCAAAUGAAGGCAACUUUAAAAACACAUCGAUGACAUACAUGAUACUAGUAUAAUUUAUUCCUGUGAUCAAUGUGAUUAUACAGUAAUCAACUUCUGAAGCUUCACAGGAGGAGACACUUAGGUCCGUAUCUAUGUGAUCAAUGCCCUUAUAUUGGAAAAUUAGACGGAGACUUGAAGUAUCAUAUCAAGGUUAAACAUGAUGGAAUAAGGUAUCACUGUGAUCUAUGUAAACAUUCUGCAUUAACUGCGUCACACGUGAAAAGACACAAAUAGGCUGUACACAUUGGGGUGAAAUAUCCUUGUGAUCUUUGCUCGUUUUCUGCCUCUAAUAAAUCUAAUCUGAAGGAGCACAGAGCAUGCAAGCAUGAUUAUACAAAAUAUGAUAAUAUCCCUGUGAUUUAUGAGAAUAUUGGGCUUCUACAAGAAUAGCACUGAAUAAGCACAUGAAAAUAAAACAUUGUGAAUCAUUUGCUUAAUGAUUAAUUACCUGUUAUUCAUGUGACUUCUUACUUGCAUACUAAUACUAAUUUCUCUAUAUUUUUAGAUUAAAAAUGUCUCUUUUUUCUGAGAGAUUGCAAGCAUCCACUCAUUUGCAGAGUAUAGAAGCUGUCAUUGACGAUAAACGAGUAUUAAAACAUAUAUUGACUGAUAUUCUCAACCUGAGGAACGGGAUGGAAGAUAACCUACUCCUAAUCCAGCAAAUCAACCAGAAGAUACAGAAGGAAGGAGAGGAGCUGAGUGGGUUUAAUGAUGUAAUCCAUGCUGCUCAGCAACAUAUUGACUCCAUUGAACAAAUAUAUACACUGGGAGUAUCCUGGCUCAAGGGUGAAACUGAAUUGGCGUUUAUAUUGUUACAAGAUGAGGAUUAUGAAACGAAAAGGGAUUGUGAAAUAAAAAUAGAAAUGGAGGAUAUUGAAAAUACUUUUUACGGAGAAUCAAUAGAACAUGUUAAAAACGAAGAACCUUCUAAUUUCUGUCCAUCAGUUGGCGUAGAGUCUACCCAUACCCCGGAACCUGUCUGCGUAGAACCUACUGAUGUACUGGAUAUUGUGUGUGAAGAGUCCAAGGAGACCAAAGUUCCCGAGAUAAAGGAGGAAAUUGAUGCAACAAAAAAGAACCAAGAGAGAAUCUACAAAGAGGAAGAAACUGAAAGAAAACAUCAAAUCAGAAAAGCCAGAACGGUGAAAAGUAAUCUAUUAAGAUUUUCUUGUACUUUAUGUGAAUAUAAAUCAGCAAGAAAAGAUAAUUUAAAUCAGCACAUUUUAGUAAAGCAUGAAAAUGUCGGAUACAAAUGUGACCAAUGUGAUCGAACCUUCACCCAAAUGCCAAGUUUAAAAAGGCAUACAAUAGAAAUUCACAGUAAGCAGAAGCUAGAAUGUAAUAAAUGUGAAUUCUCUACUCCAAGGUUAGAAGUUUUAAAGCUACAUGAAGACAGUGUUCACAGAGGCAUUAGAUACCCCUGUGAUGUGUGUGAAUACGUCGGGGUUGGUAGCUUACACUUGAAAAGGCACAUGGUGUUACAGCACAAUGAGACUGGAAUUACUGACGAAAGAAAUGUUUUUCCGUGUAGUGAGUGUGAUUAUGUCGCUGGAUCUACGUCUUAUCUAAGAAUUCAUAUUAAGAAGCAUAAAGAAACAUCUUCCAUGUGUGAUCAGUGUGACCAUAUAGCAUCUAAUGAAGGAAACUUAAAGAUACACAUUGACAAUAUUCAUAAUAAAAGUGUCAUUUACUCUUGUGAUCAGUGUGAAUAUAAAGGAUAUAGUAAACCUGCAUUAUAUCUGCACAGAAAACGACAUUCUGAACAUCAUCUUUGUGAUCAAUGCCCCUAUGUGGGAAAAUUAAAAGCCAAUCUCAAAAACCACAUAAGAGUAGUACACGAAGGAUUAAGAUUUCCUUGCGACUUAUGCAAUCAUAUGGCAAUAAGUCGGGGUCAUCUAAAAACACACAAAGAGGCUGUUCAUAUCGGGAAAAAGUAUCCAUGUGAUCUGUGCACUUUCUCUGCCUCAAAUAAAACCAACUUAAAAGAGCAUAAAGCUUGUAAACACGAUGAUACUAAGCAUCCAUGUGACCAUUGUGAUCAUUUAGCGUCUACACAAUACGCAUUAAGGAAGCACAUCAAAUCAAAACAUUAAAUUUUUUUGUGAAUUGAAGUAUUUAUUAUUAUGAUGAUUUAUAUUUUUAUACAUUUACAAAAUUUAAUAUCUAUCUAUCUAUCUAUUAUGACAUCCCAAUAACACGAAUGUUACCAGGAAACCACCCUUCCCUGAAACCCUCUGCCUCCCUGAGGAGUACGUGGGUCAACCUAUUUAUGUUACUUGGUUUUGUAAACACUGAACGUUAAAACUAUUUAUGUCUUAACAAACAAGUAAUUUAAUUAAGAAUAUUUCAGA
This is a messenger RNA of Eurytemora carolleeae, 2551 nucleotides long. Its product is annotated as zinc finger Y-chromosomal protein 1. Gene Ontology annotation, molecular function: DNA-binding transcription factor activity, RNA polymerase II-specific; RNA polymerase II transcription regulatory region sequence-specific DNA binding. The coding region runs from base 713 to 2293 and encodes 526 amino acids. Gene Ontology annotation, cellular component: nucleus. The record is from RefSeq and is a predicted model, not a curated record. Lineage: Eukaryota; Metazoa; Arthropoda; Copepoda; Calanoida; Temoridae. Gene Ontology annotation, biological process: regulation of transcription by RNA polymerase II. The transcript has 5 exons.